Trichoderma asperellum CBS 433.97 is the source of this 2502-nucleotide messenger RNA. RefSeq lists its product as uncharacterized. NCBI's taxonomy places the organism in Eukaryota, Fungi, Ascomycota, Sordariomycetes, Hypocreales, Hypocreaceae. The record is from RefSeq and is a predicted model, not a curated record.
AUGGAUCGUCCAUCGAACAAGCUGUCACCCCCUAGCUUUCCCGCCGUCUCUGUGGGGAAGUGCUAUAUUCAAACAGCGACAGAUAGGUUUGGAAAUGAAGCCAAGAGCGCGAUCCGGGAUCGAGAACGGGCUACUAUGGGAAUACCCACGGAGGGCCUCGAAGAGCCCUUUACAUGGCCGAAUGCCGAUACCGAGGAUACACGUCAUGCUCGUAGUUCGAUAUAUCGGCUAGUCCCCAGCAUGCAAGGCUACCGGAACAACCUGACUGCUCUAUCGCAGGGUUACAACCUCUACUUUGUUGCAUACCAAGGCCACAUCUUCGUCUAUGUUCCUCGAUGCGUUCCCAAGCAAACUAUACCUCAAGCUCCAGACUUUCAAAUAUACCCCCGGCCGAGUAAAGAGGCUAUUGCCAUUGGAGGAACUGUCGAUGUCGUCACACCACACACGAUCAAUCAUAUCAUUACCGGCUGUCUCGGCGAAGAAGAGAUUGUAUUGGCUUGUUAUGACGACGGAGACGUUGUUGCGUACUACGUGAAAGACAUAGCAGACUCGAUUGAGAACAAACGCAACGAGCCCAAAGAGCAGAGAAGCCCAAGGACGGCUUACACUAGUCGCCCACCAAAGCUGCUCUUUCAUGAGAAUGUUGGCCUUUCAGCUUGGGGAUUGGCUAUUCAUCGCAAGUCCCGUCUCAUAGCUGUUAGCUCGAAUCGCUCCGAGGUGACGGUUUUUGCUUUUGCUCUGGCCAGCUGUGAGACCAAAUCACGAAAAACUCAAGAAUUUUGCGAAUGCUGCCAGAGCUGCGACAGCACUGAGUCGGGGAUCCCUAGGCGAGCGCGAAAUUGGAGAAUAGUGAUAGCUCUUCAGGCACACGCAUCUAAUAUUCCCAAUGUCUGCUUUUUGGACGACGUAGACGGCCAGGCCGAAAAAGUCUGCGCCGUGGAUAUCAGAGGUCUUCUGUGGAUAGCGGAUAUCUGGAGAAUGUUCCAACCCGUUACUGAAGUCCCUCCCUCUGAUCACCAUGCACUCCAAAGCGAGGAAUUUUGGCCGGCUUCAUCGAGGGGAUGGGGCGUACUACCUCUCAAUGACGACAGCUUUUUACCUGUUAACAGUGUAGAAGAGAUGUUUGGACUACCGGAAAGGGCGCUUAGCAUCUCUAUGCCUGGAUCUGGAUGCCCACAGCCGAUGGCCAAUAUCACAGAUUGUCUCGCGGCAAUACCGGACAACCCAUGUCCCCCCGCAGCGGGGGCUAGGUCUGGUCAGUUCUAUCAUUAUGUUCCAGUCAUGUUGCAUGACGAGUCUUUACAUUCGAUAGUAGAUGAUGCGAAUGCAGCUGGUUUUACGGAUGACGAGAGCGACGAAAGCGAAAGCGAGCCUGAAGCAUCGGACAACCAGAUCAACGAUGUGAAUGAAUUCGAUGAGGAUGAGGAUGAGGACGAUGACGAUGAAGAGGAGGAAGAAGGAGGAGGAGGAGUGGCCGUCAUUGAAGAUGUCAUUAUUGCUUCGGUGGCUCCACAGAUAAUCGAUGCAGAUGAGGACGACAGUCUGCUGCCGUUUUCCAGCCUACCUCUAGCACCUCUAGCACCUCCAGGAGAACCUUUCCAACAAGCACUACAAGAUCUAGAUGAAGCACUUGGACAGCUUGCCUACGCUGUGCAGGAAUUUCAAGAUGCUAUUUCAACUCCGGACACUCCAGAGCCGAUUCAGCAAGACCAAGGUAAGACAACACCAAAGCAUGGAAGGCGAAGGAAUUUUGAUUCUGCGUUUUCGGGACAACACAAUUACAGCCAAUUCAACACACCACCAGUUCGACUCGAUAUGGCUUUUUUCCCACACAGCGGAAAGAUCCAGACCAUUCCUAGAUCAUCAGCGCAGCUUCUUGCGUUUUUGAGAAGGACGAUUGAGUUCAAUGAAAACCCAGGGCCACCAGUGGCACAUCGGACUAAGGACGUGACAAAACGAUAUCGCUUUAUCCGAACGUAUGAAAAAGACCUGGAACUGAGAAGCCUGCGAGGAGAGGGUAAGACAGGUUGGCAAGAAAUUGGUGUUUUGUGUCCGAACGCAGUCAAGUUUGGCAGUUUUCACGAGCGAAGUGUCCGGCCAUAUUUCCGCGCAACCAGUCGCCUAAGUAUGAUUGUACAUAUCCCGGAGCUUUCUCUGGUAGUGGCAGGGUCGCCUAUUGGGCGAGUUCUGCUCGUCACGCCGACCAAACUUGGAUCGCCGGUUAUGUCGAAAACAGCGGGGACGUGGCAUCACGGGCUUCGAGUUGAAUAUGUUUUGCCGCGGCAAUCGGAUGAAGAAGAGUUUCGACCGGUGUUGAGACCGCUGCACGGGCUGGCGGUUGGGCCUGUACAGAGCAACGAGAAUAGAAAUGGCAGCAGCAUGACGAAUGGCGCGACGACGCCAAAGCGAUUCAGACUGAUGUUGCAUUAUCGAAAUCACGAUAUCUUGACGUAUGAGUUGAUGAGAGAGGAUCAUACGGGACGACUUUGCAUCAUUUGGUAG